Messenger RNA from Biomphalaria glabrata, 3453 nucleotides. RefSeq names its product probable palmitoyltransferase ZDHHC24. The transcript has a single exon. The coding region runs from base 173 to 1045 and encodes 290 amino acids. Gene Ontology annotation, molecular function: palmitoyltransferase activity. The record is from RefSeq and is a predicted model, not a curated record. Lineage: Eukaryota; Metazoa; Mollusca; Gastropoda; Planorbidae.
CAUUAUACAUAGAUACCGGUAUAGGCGUAUAUAUCUAGAUUUAUAUCAUAUUAUUUAAUACAAAAGUGAACUGUCUAGAUCUAGUAACAUUUCAAUCCUAGAUCUAUAAUUGGUAUAUACUGAGUAAAAAAGGUCACCAAAUAGCUCGUCUAGAUCUAUAUCAACGUUUAAAAUGUUGCUUCUCUUAAAAUGUUUGCCCAAGACCAAAAGUGAUAUUUUUGCAUUCUGUUUUUUGUUGGGAGCUAUCCACAGCAUCGGUUUCUUUGAACUGUUAGUUGUUUUACCCUCCAUCUACUCCACCCCUGCACAUCAUGGCGAUGGUAAAAACUUUACAUUCUACUAUUUCCAUGUCUUCAUUGGAAUUUACCUCUACUGCAAUGUGAUGCACAAUUUAUACAAAGUAAUGACCACCCCUACAAACAUCAGCUCAAGCGGUAAAAUACUGCCUUCAGUUUUGAAACCAGGGUGGCAUUUUUGCUCAGUCUGCGAGUGCAAUGCCCCACCAAGAUCAUUUCACUGCUUUAUUUGUAAAAGCUGCAUUCUCAAGCGUGAUCACCACUGUACAUUUACAGGGAAUUGUAUUGGAUUGUACAAUCAUCGUUACUAUAUUGGCUUAGUUUUUCAUAUGUUCCUCGCGGCAGCAUACUCUUGUUUUCUCAAUUGGGACUUUAUGUACCAUCUGUUGGGUAGUAUGUCUCUGAAGUCUAUCAUCGUGAUACUACUUCCGAUGGUUUCGUGGAUAUUUUUUCAGUCUGACUCUAUGACUACAUUCCAGACAUUGAUGACAUCACUUUGCGUUGUGGGACUUUGCCUCUGUGGAGGUUUAGUAGUUUAUCAUCUGAUCAAUGCUAUCAACGGUCAAAUAGUUCAUGAAAGAGUUUAUAAGGUUAGGACCUAUGAUUUGGGGUGGAAAGAAAACUUGGCACUUUUGCUUGGUACUAACUGGAAAGUGGCUUGGUUGUGUCCUAUGAUUAAGUCACCUAUACCAUGUGAUGGACUGGACUUUGUUACAAGAGAUCAGUACGAAUCACUCAAAUCUAUGUAAACUAACUAAUACUAACUUUAAUGUAUUGUAAAUUGCUUCUGUAUUGAUAAUUGAUAAUAUUCUUUUGUUGAAUUUUUUUGUGAUUUUUAAAUAUAAAUACCUUUAAGUAAAUAAAUAAUUAUUUUUUUUAAAGUUAGUAGUACAAUAACUUUAUUGUUUUGGCAUAAUAUUCCUUCAGUUUGAUUUUUACAAAGUUUUUAUGUUUUGUAAUUGUUUUUUUAAAGUUACAUUAAAUUUUAUUUAUAAAUCUAAUUAUUGUAACUGUAUACAUGUAUUAAUAUACAUGUAUUAAAUAACCACAUGACCAGGAAGCCAUCAUUAAAUUAUGAAAUCGGUAUAUUCACAUAAAUGUCAGUGCAGUAUAACCCUUAAUUAACAUUAAUACUCAUGAGUAGGCCAUACAUAAGACAAAUCACUAGUAUUUACUGGCAAAGAAUGAAAUCCAGUAGUCUUAUAAUUAUAGCUGUUAAGAGAAGUUAAAUUAACCAUUUAAUUUUAUUAUUAUUUUAAUAGAUAUUUCUAUUUAAGAGUUAUUGCUUACAUGGAUUCUUUUAGAUAUUGAAAACAAUUUUACUUCAAAUGUCAAUUGUUUUAUAGCGAUUCUAUUGGUUAAAGCUUAAAGAAAAUUUAUUAAAUUAUAUAGGCCUUAAUUGUUUGUUUGUUUGUUGUUUUAACAUAAAAAGAUGUUUUUCAAUAUUUUUUUUUAAUUAUCACAAAUUUUUUUUUAGAUUUAAAAAAAAUAAUAAUAGUAAUUUGAUAUAGUUAUUGUAUUAAUAUUCCUACAGGGCAUUUUUAAGAAAUUAAAGAAUUUGAAUAAUAAAAGUUACUUAUUGAUGAUUUUAUCAUAAAUAAAUAAAUAUUAAGGAACACAUUUGAUUGAUGAUGUUACUAAUAUUUUUUUUAGAGAAAAGAAAUGAUUUUUAGAAGAAAAUAAAAUAAAUAAAAAUGUUUUAAAUUAGACAUUUAAAAAAUAAAGUAACAACAAUAUAAACAAAUAAUAAUUAAAAAGAAUAACAUUAAAAAAUUAACUCCAAAUACAAAAACAUAAAUGUAUGAAAAUACUUGGAAAGAAACAAAGAUAAAAGAAAUUGGCUUAUUAUUUUUGCUUGGACUAAUUUAUCUAAGAUUUCUUCCUAAGUGUUAUUAGAACAAGAAACAGCAGAGGAUCAAAUGGUAUGUCCUAUGUGGCAACUAAUGAAUUAAAUCUCUUAUUAAUAAAAAAAAAUUACCACAUUGAAUGAAUUGAGGCAUAUUGUAAUGAUUUUUUACUUUUAAAUAAUGUCUGAAAAAAAAAAAAAAAAAGUGAAGCAAAUAUCUCAUACCUUUGGAAACUACAAAGGAUAAUAAGUUGUUUUUUUCUUCUUUACAUGUGAAUAAUUCUAACUGUAGCAGGGACCUCCUUGCAUUGUAGUGGCCACAUAAGACAAUCAUAAUUGUUGGUCCAAGCUUAACACUGCCUAUGGCUAGGAUGAUGAACCAUUACAAUUAGGCAUAUUGUGCUAAUAUGUUUAUAUUAUGUCAUUGUUUGUUGUGAAUGUUUUGUGAGAAAGUAAUUAACUGGAAGUGAGGCAAUAAGAAAAGAGAGUCUUCUAUGUCUACUUGUAUAAACACAAAGUCUCUGUUAUUAUUAUUGUUAUUAUUGAUUAAUGUCUACAGUAUGUUAUAUAUUUAUCUGUGACAACAGAACACAUAUAUAUAUCCUUUUAAAAUCAAAAUAUAGUUUGGAAAUUUUAGAAAGUUAUUCAACUUACUUGUUUUGAGUUCAGCCAUAAGACACAGACUUCAAAGCCUCUUUUCAGAUAUGCAUAUUUUGUAAACGAAAGAAAAAAAAAGUACUUUUAAUUUGUAGUUAAUAUUUUUUUUUUUAAAUCAGGAAAAAAACUGUAAAAAAAAUAAUAAUUUAGUAUUGUAUAUGAAAUUUACACAAGAAUAUUUCAUGGAAGAAAGUAAAAAUUGGUAAACUGUAUAAAUAUAUAUAUGUAAAAUGUUGUUAUUUUCAAACAGUAUCUUUCAAAUGACAGAAAGUAAUGUAGGUAAUAUGGAUUAUUGGUUUAGUUGAUCAUUUUGAGAAAGGUGAUUGUUUGGUACAUAUUAGCAUAAUGGUCAUAACUCUUCAUGGUUAUUAUUUCUGUUGACAAAAUGUGAUAUGAAGAGCAGUUGAUUAUAUAUUUAAUCUUGCUGAUAUUGCUCAACAAAAUGUGUUAAGUCCAUAGUAAUUGAAUACAAUACCAAGCAUUGUUGAACUACUGUUGUCCUUGCAUAUAUUAAUUUUAUGUUUUCCAAAAAUGUUUUUUUUUUUUUACAAAUUUUAUAAAUACUGGUAUAUAUUAUUUGUUUAAUAAGUUCUAAACAUUUUUUUUUAGGUACGGUUUGUUAUAUAUUAAUUUGAAAUACAAAUUUUUACUGUU